AUGGAGAGAUAUGAAGAUGACGACCCGGAAUUCGUCAAGACUUUCCUAACGUCAAUCUAUGUUGAUGAUUUGAGUAUGGGAGGAGACGCAGAUGAGGAAGCGUACCAGAUGAACAUCAAGUCCAAACUAAGACUAGCAGAGGGUGGGUUCAACUUGAGAAAAUUUGUGACAAAUUCGGCUGACUUAAGGAACCGCAUAGAAGAAAAUGAAAACAGAUUACACUACGGUCAUUCUACCCCGCCUAUCAACAAGAGGAGCACAGCCGAUGAAGAGAACCUCGAGGUAACUGCAGUUAAUGACGACACUCGGAAGUUGGUUUUUGAGAAUGAACAGUCCUACACCAAGGGUACACUUGGAGGCAUACAAGAUGAUGAUAAGUCUGUACAGAAGAUUCUCGGAGUUCAGUGGAACUUUGUUGAAGACCAGUUGAAAUUUGACAUCAAUUCUAUUGCCAAGGAAGCCUUGGAGAGCAUUCCCACUAAAAGGAACAUUGCCUCAAUUGCUGCAAAAUUCUAUGAUCCCAUUGGUUUUUUGUCCCCAGUUGUUGUACAUUUGAAACUCUUGUUUCAAGAACUUUGUGAAAGCAAAACCGACUGGGAUUACACAUUGGAAGGGGAGCUGCUCACCAAAUUCUGUGAUGCUUCGCUAAACGCAUACAGUGCAGUUGCCUACCUUGAAAUCAAAACAACCUCUCAAACCUACACUAUAUUUGUAGCUUCGAAGACAAGAGUAGCCCCACUGAGCAAGGAAACAAUUCCCAGAUUGGAACUUCUCGGAGCAGUCGUACUAGCUAGACUUAUCUCUGCUGUUAAAGCAGCUCUAGAAUGCGAAGCACUUAUUAAGAAGAUUACCUGUUGCAGUGACUCCGAGAUUGUGCUCUGCUGGAUCAAGAACACUGGUAAAGAAUGGAAACAGUUCGUGCAACACCGCGUCGCCGAGAUUAGAAGGCUUCUCCCUGUUGACUGCUGGAGACAUUUUCCUACUGAUAGCAACCCUGCGGACAUCCCAUCAAGAGGAAUGAAUCCUUCUCAGUUAGCUUCAAGCGCUCUUUGGCACAAUGGUCCAGAGUGGUUAGGCUAUUACAAGGACAAUUCAAUUGAGGGUAGCCAUGCCGAACACAUACCUGACGAGUGCUUAGCAGAAAUGUCUGUGAAGAAUCGAGAACAACUCAAAACCUCGACCUCCGUUAUCAGUUCUGAAAGCCAUAGCAUCAGUAGUCUUAUUGAUCCAGACCGCUUCAACAAUCUCCAUCGCCUGUUACGUGUUACAGCUUAUUUGUUGCGAUUUGUUAAGAACCUUAAGGAAAGACUGGGAGGUGGUGAACAAGUGUCUGAAUCAGACAUAAGCGCUACUGACAUGAAGGAUGCAGAACAGUGUUGGAUUUUAGAUGUGCAGAAAACUCUGCGACUUAAUAAGAAGUUCGAAAGCUGGAACCGCGAGUUCCAUCUCUUUACUGAUCCUGAUGGCCUUCUAAGGUGCAGAGGAAGGCUGUCUCAUGCUGAACUUCCAUACAAACCAAGCAUCCCAUCCUACUUGAUAGUGUCCACAGGUUUACCGCCCUAG
Molecule: messenger RNA, 1563 nt
Organism: Stylophora pistillata
Lineage: Eukaryota; Metazoa; Cnidaria; Anthozoa; Scleractinia; Pocilloporidae
Source: RefSeq, a predicted model, not a curated record